GAUGUCACCUCACUUGAGAUGCGGUACCUGCGCCUAGUUACAGGUUGCAUGGAUGGGCGUAUUCGCAUCUGGAGUCUCAUCACAUUUAACUGUCUCCGAGAAUUUCGAGGCAAUCAGUAUUCUGACCCUAUUCUUGCUAUCUGCCAUUCUGAAAACAGUUUCCUUGUCAGCACGCGCACUAAUGUGCUCCAUUUCACCUUCGAGCCUGUAUUCUGGAGGUAUGAUCUACCAGCAGAAUGCAUGACGCCUUCUGAGCGCCUGCGCAGUCGCUUGAGCAAAGCAGCCAACUCACCACAAUUAGCAUGUUUCAGGGAAUCGCGCUCGACCUGUACCCUUGCUUCAUCCUACUCCGCGCAGGCUGCAAAAUACCACCACGAUACAGCGGAUAGCCUCCAAUAUCUACGAGUCCCCGGUUGCAAAACAUUGGCUGAAGUUCCUCGGCCUUUGGCCAAGAAUUUUGGUUUACCAGGCAAACAGCGUAGCAUUUCCAGGGUCCAUCGGGCCUGCCUCGUGGGCGCUUCAGACCCACGCAUUCUACAACAAGCUGCAGAAUACAUGGAAGCCUAUACUGUAGAAUGCUUUGAACAACCUCCAGUAAUGACAAAUUUUAAUCCAACUUACUAUGAAAAUAAAACUGCAACUGAUGGGAGCCCAAUAGUGGAAGAUUUAAUUUCUACUCCAAGCCCUAUACAGGAUAAUCUCUCUGAUCGGAGUAGCAGUGAAGAUGGAGAGUACAAUUUUAGUAUGUCUCUUCAUUCCUAUCCAAAUGUUUAUAAUAAUAAAAAACUCCAAGCAAAGGAUUCAAAGCCAAACAGGCAAGUUACUUAA
Molecule: messenger RNA, 828 nt
Organism: Protopolystoma xenopodis
Lineage: Eukaryota; Metazoa; Platyhelminthes; Monogenea; Polystomatidea; Polystomatidae
Source: the annotation of a GenBank genome assembly